Molecule: messenger RNA, 1676 nt
Organism: Aquila chrysaetos chrysaetos
Lineage: Eukaryota; Metazoa; Chordata; Aves; Accipitriformes; Accipitridae
Gene: SNX21
Product: sorting nexin family member 21
Exons: 5
Coding region: 141-1253 (370 amino acids)
Biological process (GO): protein transport
Cellular component (GO): early endosome membrane
Molecular function (GO): phosphatidylinositol phosphate binding; protein binding
Source: RefSeq, a predicted model, not a curated record
GAUCCGGGUUCCCGGCGGAGGCGGAGCCGCGCGGGGAGGAUCCCGGGACGAGCCGCGGCGGAGCGGCCAUCGCUCGGCACCGCCCGGCUCGGCACGGCACGGCACGGCCCGGACCGGGCCAGCACGCUGGGCCGGACGGGAUGGCCGCCCGCAUCCUGCACCGCCUGCGGCACGCGCUGGCCGGCGAAGGCGGCCGGGAGGAGCGGGCGUGCGGCGGCUCCGAGGCCGAGGACUGCCCGGAGAGCUCGGAGCUGGAGGACGACACGGAGGGGCUGUCGACGCGCCUCAGCGGCACCCUGAGCUUCACCAGCCACGAGGAGGAGGAGGAGGAGGAGGAGGAGGAUGGUGCUGGAGACGAGCUGGGGGAGCCACCGCAGCCGACCGGCACGGCAGCGGGUGCGGAAGACGGAGGCAGAGUGGGGCCCCGCGGCGGAGCGCCCCGGCGGCAGCCUGCUGACCCGGCAGCUGCAGGAGCUGUGGAAGAAAUCGCGGGGCAGCCUGGUGCCCCAGCGGCUGCUCUUCGAGGUCACCAGCGCCAGCGUGGUCAGCGAGCGCUCCUCCAAGUACGUGAUGAGCCUCAGCUCUACACCAUCUACCUGAUCCGCUCCGGCCGGUUCGACAAGGCCCCCGCCGCCAUCGCCCGGCGCUACUCGGACUUUGAGCGGCUGAACCGCCGCUUGCGCUGCCGCUUCGGCUGCGACAUGGCCGGCAUCGCCUUCCCUAGGAAGAGGCUGCGCCGGAACUUCACCGCCGAGACCAUCGCCAAGCGGAGCCGAGCCUUCGAGCAGUUCCUGUCCCACCUGCACUCCAUCGCCGAGAUCCGCCGCUCCCCCGAGUUCCUCGAGUUCUUCUUCCUGCAGGACCUGCAGGCUGCGCAGCGCCUGACCUGCACCGGCAUGUACCGCGAAGCCCUGGCCACCUGGGCCAACGCCUACCGGCUGCAGGACCGGCUGGGGGUCUGCGGCUCCGGCCGCUUCCUCCUGACGCUGGCCGGGCUGGCCGUCUGCCACCAGGAGCUGGACGAGCUCGGCGAGGCCCACGGCUUCUGCGAGCAGGCGCUGCAGCUGCUGGAGGCCCAAGGCAGCCACCCGCUGCUGGGGCCCUUCCUGCAGGCCCACGUCCACCUGGCCUGGAAGGUGGGCAAGGACAAGCGGCGCUCGGAGGCCCGGCUGCAGGACCUACGGGAGGCCGGGCCGCCCCUGCAGCAGCAGCCCACCCUGAAGGAGUGCCUGAUCAAGGAGCCUCUGGAGUGAGCGUCGUCCCACCGCCGCCGCCCGCGCCGGCAGGAGGGCAAGGCGCCGCGUGGGGCUCGUGCCCAGGGGCGGCCGGGAGCAGCGAGGGCGAUGCCGUGGUUGGGGAUGGGGCAGGGAGGCAGCGCUGUGCUCCCGCAGGCAGCACGGCACACGCCUGGGAGCUGCCUCGAAAAUGCACUUUCUCUGUGGUUAGUCUGUCCCGCGGGGCCGGGCGCUCACCGGUGCUCACCACCCGCACCGGCACGGCCGGGAGCCAGCUCCCCCUCUGCGGGGGGCUUCUAGAGUGGACGGGACUUUAGCUGGGAUAUACUGGCACUGCGUUAAGGGAAGGCUUCUGGCAGGGUCCGGGGCUCUUGCCAGGAGCUUCCCGUAAAACCUAUGUAACAAAAAGGACUUUAUUUAAUAAAGUCUUGGUGGGAAGAA